Epinephelus moara (kelp grouper) is the source of this 693-nucleotide messenger RNA. RefSeq lists its product as uncharacterized. The coding region runs from base 92 to 508 and encodes 138 amino acids. NCBI's taxonomy places the organism in Eukaryota, Metazoa, Chordata, Actinopteri, Perciformes, Serranidae. The record is from RefSeq and is a predicted model, not a curated record. The transcript is spliced from 4 exons.
GACCGCUGGGCUCAAGUUAUCACCCAAGGGGGCCCAUUAUAUCAGUGUAUCUAACCUGCAACUAAUGCAAACAUAACAGUGGAGGAAAAAAAUGAUGCAAAAGAGUGAAGCAGCUGCAGGACAGCCACAGUGCGGACAGAGGAUGAUUUUUACAGGCCCAGAUGGAAUCGGAGACUACCGGCCGAGAUCAAAUUAUUUCCCUCGGUACAUCGGUGCAGGCGCCUCAUCACCUGAGGCCACAGGUGACCUCGGUUACUUGUGCCAAGCCGCACCACAUGCACCUCCUCCUUUGCCCAGACAGAGCUGGGUAGGGGAGGUUGGCUGGGGCUGGCAGUGUAACCAGCUGUUGAACAGCGGGGUGCUGCUCAGCAACAUGCAAAUUAAGAAGACGGAUAUACGGACAGCGUUGGAGGACAGAGUGACUCAGAGGUUCCAGAACAAACAGAAGAACAUGACGGAUGACUCACUCCGAGUCAACACCAAGUUUCACAGAGACACUCAGAGCUAACAGCAGAUGGCAUUCUACUUCCCACGGCGGCUGCAGGACCUGACUGUUAACGAGCUGUGUCGAGUUUGAUUAAACGUCUUUUAAUGUCUGUACAGUGUUGACUUUUCAGCAGUUUUAUUUUUCACACCUUUCAGCUUCAAUGAUUCAGACAGUGUUUUAUAAAAUAAAAAUAAUUUUGUGCAGUG